Molecule: messenger RNA, 1377 nt
Organism: Aspergillus tanneri
Lineage: Eukaryota; Fungi; Ascomycota; Eurotiomycetes; Eurotiales; Aspergillaceae
Product: putative MFS monocarboxylate transporter
Exons: 4
Coding region: 1-1377 (458 amino acids)
Biological process (GO): transmembrane transport
Cellular component (GO): fungal-type vacuole membrane
Molecular function (GO): transmembrane transporter activity
Source: RefSeq, a predicted model, not a curated record
AUGUCUUCCUCCCGUGAAUUGUCCAAUGUCCAUCCUGGACCCUCUACGUCGACGGUCUCUUCCCAUGAUCAGCUCGACACCCCGGAACUCGAGCAGACGCUUCUACCUCCCGCAGAUCAAGGCAGGGCUGCUUGGCUGAUGUUGAUCUCUUGCUGUAUCAUCCAAUUGCCGGUUUGGGGGUUUUCCCUGGUGUUUGGGAUCUUCCAGGAAUACUUCUCCUCGCACCAUAACCUCCAAGGAAACAAUGGUGACUUGGCAGUGGUAGGAACCACAUCGACGGGAGUUCUGUAUCUGCUCUCGCCGGUGUCGUUCACGCUGCUCACCCGGUAUCCCCAUCUUCAGAAGUUUUGCGCUCCGGUCGGUCUGCUACUCAGUGUCUGCGGCUCUCUGCUUUCAUCCUUCUCGGUAGCCGUGUGGCAUCUGAUCGUCACGCAAGGGGUGAUCUGUGCUGUGGGGAAUGGGUUGGUCUUCAGCCCAACCACCCUGUAUCUGGACCAAUGGUUCAUCCGUCGAAAGGGCCUAGCAUACGGAAUCAUGUGGGCUGCGAAAAGUGUCUGCGGAGUGGCACUUCCAUUUGUAGCUAAGGGCUGCCUCGAGCGGUUUGGAGCGAGAACUACGUUGCGCGCGUGGACCGUGGUGACCCUGCUCACUACCCUCGCGGCCUUACCAUUCGUAAGACCACGCAUCCCCCUUGCGCCAUCUACAUCGGUACGGCCUCUGGACCUCACCUUUUUGAAGUUGGUGACUUUCUGGAUGCUGCAACUAGGCAAUAUCAUCCAGGGGUUUGGAUAUUUCCUCCCUACGACCUACUUGCCGUCCUACUCAACCACGGUCGCUGGCCUGUCGGACACCACCGGCACUCUUCUCGUAGCUCUCUUCAAUGCAGCGUCCGUGGUAGGUGGGGUUGUGCUAGGUGUGCUUUGCGAUCGUUUCGCGGUCACCAACGUCAUGCUUCUCUCUUCCGUAGGCUCCGCCUUGGCGGUGUUUCUGUUCUGGGGGCUGUGCACCUCAUCGUCCUCAGCCUCCUAUCCCCAGGUGGGUAUUGCACUUCUAACCCUCUUCUCCAUCACCUACGGGUUCUUCGCGGGCGGCUUUAGUUCGACUUGGUCGGGAAUCCUAACCGAGGUGAAGCGGGAGGUGCCAUCGCUGGAAACAGGCUUAGUAUUUGGACUGCUAGCAGGAGGCCGAGGGAUUGGAAAUGUGAUCAGUGGGCCACUCAGUACGGCCCUGAUCAAGCGGGGCUCAGUUGUGGGGGAUGAGAGGGGAAAGAUCGGGUAUACGACGGAAUAUGGCGCGUUGAUUUUGUUUACCGGCGUAACGGCCAUCCUGGGGAGCUGGAGUUGGAUGUGGAAUCAUCUCCGGGGGUGUGCCCGCUGA